Messenger RNA from Pteropus alecto (black flying fox), 1114 nucleotides. It is a transcript of the gene ASB12, whose product is annotated as ankyrin repeat and SOCS box containing 12. The record is from RefSeq and is a predicted model, not a curated record. Gene Ontology annotation, molecular function: protein binding. Gene Ontology annotation, biological process: intracellular signal transduction. The coding region runs from base 19 to 978 and encodes 319 amino acids. Lineage: Eukaryota; Metazoa; Chordata; Mammalia; Chiroptera; Pteropodidae. The transcript is spliced from 2 exons.
AAGAUCCUCCUCCUCAUAAUGAGAAUAGUUCUGCUCCAAUCAGCCAACAUGAACCUCAUGGACAUCACUAAGAUCUUCUCCCUCCUGCAGCCCGACAAAGAGGAGGAGGACACCGACACAGGGGAGAAACAGGCUCUCAAUCAAGCAGUAUACAACAAUGACUCGUAUGCUUUGGACCAGCUUUUGUGCCAGGAACGUUACAAACGCUUUAUCAACAGCAGGAGUGGCUGGGGCGUUCCUGGGACACCCUUGCGCUUGGCUGCUUCUUAUGGCCACCUUAGUUGUUUGCAGGUCCUCUUGGCACAUGGUGCUGACGUCGAUAGCUUAGAUGUCAAAGCACAGACACCACUUUUUACUGCCGUCAGCCAUGGCCAUCUUGAUUGUGUGCGUGUGCUUUUGGAAGCUGGUGCAUGUCCUGGUGGUAGCAUCUACAACAAUUGCUCUCCUGUGCUCACAGCUGCACGUGAUGGUGCUGUUGCCAUUUUGCAGGAGCUCCUAGGUCAUGGUGCAGAUGCAAAUGUCAAGGCUAAACUACCCGUCUGGGCAUCAAACAUAGCUUCAUGUUCUGGCCCCCUUUAUUUGGCUGCAGUCUAUGGGCACCUUGAUUGUUUCCGCCUGCUUUUGAUCCAUGGGGCAGACCCCAACUACAACUGCACUGACCAACGCCUAUUAGCUCGUGUCCCACGUCCCCGCACCCUCCUUGAAAUCUGUCUCCACCAUCAUUGUGAUCCAGAGUACAUCCAGCUGUUAAUUGAUUUUGGUGCUAACAUCUACCUUCCAUCUCUUCCCCUGGACCUGAACUCACAAGAUGAUAAAGGCACCGCAUUGCUGCUACAAGCCCGAGCCACUCCACGGUCACUACUAUCACAGGCCCGUUUAGUUAUCCGCAGAGCCCUGCACCAGGCCAGCCAACCACAAGCCAUUGACCAGCUGGAUAUUCCCCCUGUGUUGAUUAGCUACCUCAAACACCAACUGUAAUCUUUCAGUUGAAACCCACAAUGCCUUCAAAAACUUCCUGGGGACCCAGGUAGCUUGGAGGGCACUAUAGCUCUACCCACUCAUUUGGAGCUGCUCUCCUGUAUUAUCCUCCACAAUAAAAUCAUCAGCAAAAUAA